ACCGUGAUCAUCCUUUCUCAGCUGGUGCUACGGCGACAGAAGUCAUCCUAUAACUACCUACUGGCCCUGGCUGUAGCCGACAUCCUGGUCCUGUUGAUGAUCGUGUUCGUGGACUUCCUGUUGGAAGACUUCAUUCUCGGAGUGCCUCUGCCCCACUCACUAAACAAAGUGGUGCAGGUGCUGGAGUUCUCCUCCAUCCACACCUCCAUCUGGAUCACGGUUCCCCUGACCGUGGACCGCUACAUUGCCGUGUGCCAUCCGCUGCGCUACCACACAGUCUCCUACCCAGCCCGAACUCGCAAAGUGAUCUUGGUGGUGUAUGUUGGCUGCCUGAUCACCAGCGUCCCAUAUUACUGGUGGCCGGAGCUGUGGCACGGUCUGCCGGGAGCAAGCGCCAGUGGCCGCAACAGCAGCGCAGGCCAGCACGUGUUGGUUUGGGUCCACUGUGCAACGGUUUACCUGCUCCCGUGCUCUGUUUUCUUCUCACUCAAUGCCAUCAUCGUACGCAAGCUCCGUUGCCGCCGUAGCUGCUUCGGUCUGCGUGGCUACUCCACCGGAAAAACCACGGCCAUCCUGCUGGCCAUCACCUCAGUGUUUGCUGUGCUUUGGGCACCACGCACCCUCAUGAUCCUUUACCACCUUUACACGGCCCAACCGGCAAUGCCUGGACCAGCCAAGCUGCUGCAUUUGGUCACAGACGUGGCGAACAUGCUCGCGCUGCUCAACACCGGUGUCAACUUCUUCCUGUACUGCUUCAUCAGCAAGCGUUUCCGCAGGAUGGCCGGCACGGUGCUAAAAGCCCUUUUCCAAUGCAGGAAGCAGCCGCCAUUUUACGCCAGUCACAAUUUCUCCAUCACCAGCAGUCCUUGGAUCUCACCAGCCAACUCACACUGCAUCAAGAUGCUGGUGUACCAGUACGACAAGAACGGCAAACCAGUCUGCAUAUCCUCCUGAACACCAACUCGAGUCAUACCAUACCAAUAUAACGCUGACUACUAAGUCAGGCAAGCUUGGGAAAAGUCCUUCCCGACUGGUGACGAGCUGAAGGCGGUGAUCGGUUUGUUGGAAAGUGCCUCAACGAGAGAUCCAGUG
Messenger RNA from Sinocyclocheilus grahami, 1092 nucleotides. RefSeq names its product probable G-protein coupled receptor 139. Gene Ontology annotation, molecular function: G protein-coupled receptor activity. The annotation marks the transcript as partial. The transcript has a single exon. NCBI's taxonomy places the organism in Eukaryota, Metazoa, Chordata, Actinopteri, Cypriniformes, Cyprinidae. Gene Ontology annotation, biological process: phospholipase C-activating G protein-coupled receptor signaling pathway. Gene Ontology annotation, cellular component: plasma membrane. The record is from RefSeq and is a predicted model, not a curated record.